UUUGGCCCUGGCGCUCGCCACUGGAUCAACAAAAAAAGCACCCCGUGUCCGUGUCUCGGUCUGCCCGCGCCCACGACACGACACUGUACUUCGCGAACUUUUGUCUCGCUGCCACUCCUUUAUUCCUUCACAACCUUCUGCAACUGCCCCGAUCCAGCAGAAGCGGCACUCGUCCCCGGCCUUGCACGCACCGCCAUCAUGUCUGGUCGAUACUCGCUCCGUGCGACUCCUCGCAAGAAGGAGCUCUACGAGGGAAUGGUGGAGACGCCCGGCCGCCGUACCUCGCGCCGCAGGACACCGCUCAAUGGCAUCGACGGUGCCUCCGACGAGGGCGAGUCCAGUUCCGCCGCCGAGACUGCCCCCAAGAAGAAGACAGUCGCUCGCAGACGUACGGGCAAGUUCAUCGAGCACACCGACGACUCUGACGUGGCCGACACUUCUCUCGAACUCGUUGACGAAGCCAAGGCCCCCAAUGGCACCUCGAAUGGCCACGCGAAUGGCCACGCAACAAGCGAGGUCGCACCGCCCACACCGGCCAAGGCCGCCGCAGACAAGGUUGACCAUAAGAAUCUGGUCGACGGCUGGGCCCCCGGCUUGGACAAGCGGAUCGACUACUCUCCGCACUUCGAGUUCGGUGGCAGCUUCGGUGCGCUAGGACUCAUGAUCGGAUUCCCGGCCUUGAUGUACUACAUGUGGAUUGGCGCGACCUACUACGACGGCAAGCUGCCACUGCCCGCGCAGGACCAGUCCCUGUCUGACUUCUUCAGCCAUCUCGGUCACCUCAUCUACACUGGGGCCUUCCCGACCCUGCAAGCGUGGAAGAUCUACUGGGUCUACUACGUCUUCGAGGCUGUCCUGUACAUCUUUGCCCCUGGCGUCUACGGAUAUGGCAAGCCGCUGCCAUUCGAGGACGGCAAGCAGCUCCAGUACUACUGCUCGGCUUUCGUCAGUUUCUACAUUACCAUUGCCACCAUGGCGGUGCUUCAUUUCACUGGCUGGUUCCCCAUCUACACCUUCCUUGACGAGUUCGGUCCUAUCAUGUCUGUCGGCAUUCUCUCGGGCUUUCUGUGCUCCUUUGUGGCAUACUUCUCAGCGCUUGCCCGUGGUGCUCAGCACCGCAUGACUGGCUACCCGAUCUACGACUUCUUCAUGGGUGCCGAGCUCAACCCUCGCAUGUUUGGCAUUCUUGACUUCAAGAUGUUCUACGAGGUCCGUAUUCCUUGGUACAUCCUCUUCGGUAUCAGCGCUGCUGGUGCCGCCCGCCAGUAUGACCAAUAUGGCUAUGUGACCGGCGAGAUGUGGUUCCUGGUCAUGGCGCACUACCUCUACGCCAACGCUUGCUCCAAGGGCGAGCAGCUGAUCAUCUCGACGUGGGAUAUGUACUACGAGAAGUGGGGCUUCAUGCUUAUCUUCUGGAACAUGGCUGGUGUUCCUCUUUCAUACUGCCAUUGCACUCUCUACCUGGCAAACCACCACCCUUCCGAGUACGCGUGGAACAAGUGGGCUCUCGGCCUCCUCUUUGUGAGUUAUCUUGGUGUCUACUGCGUGUGGGACCAGGCCAACGGCCAGAAGAACGCCUUCCGCGCCAUGGAGCGUGGCAAGCUCAUCAAGCGCUACACGUUCCCCGCGUUGCCCUGGAUCUACAUUGACAACCCCAAGACCAUCCCCACCAGCACUGGCGACAGCUUGCUUGUGGACGGCUGGUGGGGUUAUGCCCGCAAGAUCGCCUACACUUGCGAUGUCUUUUUUGCUGUCAGUUGGGGUCUUAUUACGGGUUUCGACAGCCCGUUUCCAUGGUUCUACCCUGUCUUCUUUGUUGGUAUGAUCAUUCACCGUGCCACGAGAGACAUCCAGCGUUGCCGCAUCAAGUACGGCGAUGCCUGGAAGGAGUACGAGCGCCAGGUGCCGUACCUCUUCAUCCCUUACGUCAUCUGAGCUUGCUAUCGAGCAGCUCAUCAGACUGCGGUGCAUAUCAUCGCAAAUUAUGUCGCACAAGCAUGUGCCUUGUGUGGCCCGUGACGAUGGACAUUUUCGCUCGCAGUAUAGUCCGACUGCCAGCCACACUUACACGGCGACUUGUUACCAUUUUCUUGUACAAUACUUUACGUAUCAUCUUGGCCUUCUAAUUGCAUGGGAAUCGAGCUUGGGCCUGUGGAUAUACAUGUCGGGUAGGCUCGAUAGGACACUGAUAAUGAAUUAAUGCAUUCUGGACCUG
Microdochium trichocladiopsis is the source of this 2215-nucleotide messenger RNA. RefSeq names its product Delta(24(24(1)))-sterol reductase like protein. Gene Ontology annotation, molecular function: Delta24(24-1) sterol reductase activity. Lineage: Eukaryota; Fungi; Ascomycota; Sordariomycetes; Xylariales; Microdochiaceae. The coding region runs from base 199 to 1935 and encodes 578 amino acids. Gene Ontology annotation, biological process: ergosterol biosynthetic process. Gene Ontology annotation, cellular component: endoplasmic reticulum membrane. The record is from RefSeq and is a predicted model, not a curated record. The transcript has 3 exons.